GUUCGGCUGUUCCCCGGCGGACGACUUCAGCUCCGGCGAGCGCCUUCGAUCUCAGGCGACAAAGUUCUGCUACGCGCAUGUACCGAGAUCCUCCAAUUGUUUUCUCUGAUGCUCCUCCGGCUGGAUCCGCUGCAAAUUGGCAUACCGAAGAUGGGGCGGCAAAUGAGGAGAGUUUUGUUCAGCAACCUUUCACAAGUCAUGGUGGUGGGGAUUCAGGUGGUGUCCUAAACACUCACGGUGGAAUGCAUGAUGCAGAUGAGGAUGAUGAUAUUUCAUCUCAGCCACUUCUGCCCUAUGUUGGCAUGGAAUUUGACUCAAUUGAAGAUGCCCAAAAGUUCUAUAAUGACUACGCAUUUGGAACGGGUUUUGGCUCACGCAUAGCUUCCUCAAAGAACAGCCAGAAGAAAGGUCCACAACAACUUAUCAAGAGGGUCUUCCAAUGUGUGCAUGCUGGCAAACCGGAGACUACAUGUGAGACAAGCAGCCACUCGGAAGGAAUUGCAGCAGGGGGAAGCUCAUCAAGCAAGCAGGCCGGGGUUGAAAUGGAUGUGACAGUCAAGCGUCAGAGGAAUCGGAUUAUGCGUUAUGAUUGCAAAGCUCAUAUGAUUGUUGGCCUCAGGGGCAAUAAGUGGGUUGUUACCUACUUUGUUGCACAACAUACACACCCUUUGAUGCAGCAUGAGGAGAUUGUGAGGUUCUACCGCUCAGACCGCAAAAUUCCAGAAGAAGAUUACCAACUACUGAUGACAAUGCAUGAUGUAAACUUGUCAACUACAAAUUGCAUGGGAAUGCUUGGAAUGGUCCAUGGCGGAGACCGGAGGAAACUGCCAUAUGUGAAGAAGGAUGUUUCAAAUGCGCGUUGCAAGCUGCGACAAAAUCAGUCAUUUCAGGACAUGGAUAUGACGGUUGCUUACUUUAAGAGGCGUCAAGCUGAGAAUGCUCAAUUCUACUACGCAACAGAAGUUGACAAAGAAACAAACGAAGUGACAACUCUGUUUUGGGUGGAUGGAAGGACAAGAGCAUUGUACCCAAAGUACAAAGAUUGUGUGUUCUUUGACACAACAUUUUACACAAAUCGGUACAAUCUGCCUUUCGCUCCUAUUGUUGGUGUGAACAACCACUUCCAAACCGUGCUGCUAGGUUGUGCCUUGGUGCCAAAUGAACAAAUAGAAACUUUCAAGUGGGUGUUUCAACAUUGGAUGAUUGCAUGAAUAAUGAGCACCCGUUGCACCUAAUGACUG
Molecule: messenger RNA, 1241 nt
Organism: Aegilops tauschii subsp. strangulata
Lineage: Eukaryota; Viridiplantae; Streptophyta; Magnoliopsida; Poales; Poaceae
Product: protein FAR1-RELATED SEQUENCE 5-like
Source: RefSeq, a predicted model, not a curated record